AUGGCUGAACUUUCAAUGAAUGAUCAAAUUAAACUGGCAUCUGAGUGGGGUUACAAUCAAGAAGACAUCAUUGCUGCAUUGAAAAUCAACUCCAGAGAUGGAUCUAAAGAAUUUGAAAGAUUUGAGAAUUUUGAUGUAAUGUUGGAUAUUUUGAAUAAGGUUUCUGGAAGAGGAGAUUCGAGAUCCAGCCGUAAACAUUAUGGUCCAGGAGAUUUAAUGUCUACUUCUGUAACAAGUCUACAUCCACACAGUAGUUCAUCGAAACCUCAUAGAAGCCUUUCUGUUGCAAGAUCUUCAUCUUUCCAUCUAUCGACCCCGAAAAGUACCCGUGAUUCCCAUGACAUUGUUCGUCUUCUCGCAACACUUGAAAAGGAGAAAGAACGAGAUCGAAAGGAGGUCGACAGUCAGUUCACUAUUCUCAAGAACAGAAUAAACCAUUUGGAAAAUGAGAAAGAACAACUGAUUUCUGAGGUUCAAGAUUUGAAGAGAACUCUUGAAGACUCGGAUCAGGAUUUGAAGGAUUGUAGAGAAGAGAUGAAUCGAUUGAUGGAGGAGAAAAUUGAGGCAGCAGAUAAACUGGAUAAAAUGACUAUCCAAAACUACCGCCAACAACAAGAGAUUCAUGACCAAAAAGAGCUGUCUGAGCAUCGUAAAAAGAUAUAUUCUGAAGAAAAAGCGCGAAAAGACGAGGAGAUUUUGAACCUUCAAAAGCAGAAGACCGACGUCGAAACGGAGUUGGAACGGAAGAGUGCGCUUUUAGAUGAACAGACAAAUGUGACUAAACGAAUGGAGGAGAAAAGUUAUCAGUUGAAACCCCUGGUACUGCUGGAUGAACUCACCAAGAAACACAGCCAGUUGGUUGAUCUUUCAACUGAAUUUCUUCCCAAUAUAAAUGCCGUAAAGUCACUGUAUAAACAAUUGUUCGAUAGUUUCCCACAGUUGGAAGCCAACGUCCAGGAAUCGAAGCUCGUGAUGGAACGCCGCGUAGAAGAAGUCGAGGAGCAACUACGCUCUCGUAACCGUGAUUUCCAACGUCUUCAGGAGAAGCUCGUAGCAGAAUGUUGCAUCUGUCUGGCCACGAAACCAUCCAUUGUUUUCAUGCCUUGUCGUCAUCUGAUCACAUGUUCCGAUUGCUACGAUGCAAGCGAUUUUCGAGAGUGUCCAACGUGUCGGUCGACUAUUGAAAAUUCAAUAACAGUGUUCAUGUGA
Messenger RNA from Caenorhabditis remanei, 1209 nucleotides. RefSeq lists its product as uncharacterized. Lineage: Eukaryota; Metazoa; Nematoda; Chromadorea; Rhabditida; Rhabditidae. Gene Ontology annotation, biological process: protein ubiquitination. The coding region runs from base 1 to 1209 and encodes 402 amino acids. The transcript has 8 exons. The record is from RefSeq and is a predicted model, not a curated record. Gene Ontology annotation, molecular function: ubiquitin-protein transferase activity.